Macroventuria anomochaeta is the source of this 330-nucleotide messenger RNA. RefSeq lists its product as uncharacterized. The record is from RefSeq and is a predicted model, not a curated record. The transcript is spliced from 3 exons. NCBI's taxonomy places the organism in Eukaryota, Fungi, Ascomycota, Dothideomycetes, Pleosporales, Didymellaceae. Bases 1 to 330 code for a protein of 109 amino acids.
AUGAGCAACGCGAACGGCCUCAUGGUGCAAGCUGCAGCUGUUGGUGUUGAUGGCCUCGCUGCGUUCAAUGGCGGCACAAGCCCUUCCGGUGGCAGCUGGCCCAGCAAUCAGAAUGAGGCAUUGGAUAAGUCAUCGUCUUACCAUGUCAACGUGUUUAUCGCAUAUAACAAGCCAGACACCAUGUUUGCUGCGGUUCUCGUAUGCAGCUUCAACGAAGCAACAAAGAUACUGCGCAAAGAGGUCGCUGUCUGUCCGAUCGCAGCCGCACGUGCCAUUGUCCACGGACUGCACGUCGACAGUGGUCUUCUGCUAAUCAAUGACACAAUCUAA